AUGUCUAUCGAUAUUUUAUCUAACAUGCAUAACCAAGAACUAUCUCAACUGUCAUCACCACCCAAAAUAAACAACACAAAAACUUUUGCCGAAACAACAGCCAACACAACGUUUCCUAAGAAAGAUCAAGCCAUUAUAUUAAAUACGAUAAACGAAAUACCACAAAUAGAAUAUGUUAAAGCAUUUAGCAAAAUAACACUGCCUAAAAACAUCAUAUUUGCGUCCCGUAUUUCGAACAACAGAUUUUGUAUAUAUUUUAGAGACAAAAUAACUGUUGACGAACUGACACAAAACUAUUCGUAUAUAACCGUUAAUGAAAAUCAAAUACCAUUUCGUCGUCUAGUAAACCCUGCCAAGAGAUUUAUAAUUUCUAACGCUCACCCGAUAAUACCUCAUGAAGUAAUUACCGAACACUUAUUAUUAGAAAACAUAAAGACAUUAUCUCCAAUAACCUUCCUCAAAGCUGGUUUUCAAGAUGAGCUCGCUCACAUCAGUAGUUUUAGGAGACAGGUAUAUAUUCACCCCGACGACACAGCAAAUGUACCCGGAUCGAUAAUAAUCAAAUAUGACAAUACAGACUUCAGAAUUUUUCUAACGGACGACACUCUUAUUUGCUACGCAUGUAAACAAAGCGGCCACACAUCUAAUCACUGCAAAAAAGAACCAAAUACCAUGACCAAUAAUAAAUAUACUACACAAAAACCAACAAUAGAUGAUGCCCACACCACGUCCUCAUAUCCCACACAUGAGGAAGACAUAACAGAAGUAAACACUAUUGCCAUACCUAAAAACAGUCAAAACUCAAAUAUAUUAAGCCUAACAAUGACCAACACAACUUUACCCAAUAAACAAAUCAAAAGAUCUCUACCAACAUCAAGUUGCCCUACAUCUCCAACAAUUUCUGAAAAAUCAAACACACAGCCAAACAUUGAGAAACCUAAACAGACCAAAAACCUUGAAUAUAAGUUAUUAGAAUCAAAAAAAAACAAGAAAACACCUCAAGAUCAAAUUAAAAAACUAAAAAAAAGCAAUUCGCUCGAAAAUAUUGCUACAAAUGAUGAGGACCACCUAAAAUCUGCACAUGACCUAUUUUUCGAAAACGAAGAAAUCAAUAUCUCUUUUUACCAAUUCAAAUACAUAAUUGAAAAUUUCUCCAAUAAAUCAAUUAACAUACAUUCUCUCUGUGAAGAAGCAAAAGUUGACAUACCUUCAAUGUUAAAAACCAUCGAAAUAGUCAGACCUAAGAUAAACGACCGAGCAACAAAAACCAAACUCACCAAAUUAGCAAAUCUACUAUUCCAAGCAACUCCACAAGAGUUAUACUCGUAA
Messenger RNA from Macrosiphum euphorbiae (potato aphid), 1329 nucleotides. The record is from the annotation of a GenBank genome assembly. NCBI's taxonomy places the organism in Eukaryota, Metazoa, Arthropoda, Insecta, Hemiptera, Aphididae.